AGCGGCGUCGAGCACGUCAGCUGGCUCAAUAGCGAGAAGGCGCGGCGCGUUGAGUGCAGGGGAGAGCACGGCCCCGACAGAGGUCGCGAGAAGACGCCCUCCUUCCGCCCGAAGGACGAGUCACAGGAGGAAGUGGAGCGGGCGCGGCUCGCCGCCGUCGAGGCGCUGCGGCGGCUCGAGCGGGGGGGCCAGCCCGGGCGGCUCCGCGCUGGCGGCGGCCGCCGUGGCCAGAGCGGCGUCAGGCACGCCAGCUGGGUCAAUGGAGAGAAGGCGCGGUGCGUUGGGUGCAGGAUAGGGCACGGCCCCGACAGAGGUCGCAAGAAGACGCCCUCUUUCCGCCCGAAGGGAGAGUCGCCGGAGGAAGCGGAGCGGGCGCGGCUCGCCGCCGUCGAGGCGCUGCGGCGGCUCGAGCGGGGGGGCCAGCUCGGGCGGCCCCGCGCUGGCGACGGCCACCCUGGCCGCCGUGGCCAGAGCGGCGUCGAGCGCGUCCGUUGGGUCAGUAGAGAGAAGGCGCGGCGCGCUGAGUACAGGGCAAGGCACGGCCCCGACAGAGGUCGCAAGAAGACGCCCCCUUUCCGCCCGAAGGACGAGUCGCCGGAGGAAGUGGAGAGGGCGCCGCUCGCCGCCGUCGAGGUGCUGCGGCGGCUCGAGCGGGGGGGCCAGCUCGGGCGGCCCCGCGCUGGCGACGGCCGCCCUGGCCGCCGUGGCCAGAGCGGCGUCGAGCACGUCAUCUCGGUCAAUAGCGAGAAGGCGCGGCGUGUUGAGUACAGGAUAAGGCACGGCCCCGACAGAGGUCGCGAGGAGACGCCCUCUUUCCGCCCGAAGGACGAGUCGCAUGAGGAAGCGGAGCGGGCGCGGCUCGCCGCCGUCGAGGCGCUGCGGCGGCUCGAGUGGGAGGACCAGCCCGAGCGGCUCCGCGCUGGCGGCGGCCACCGCGGCCAGAGCGGUGUCAAUCACGUCAGCUGGGUCAACGGAGAGAAGGCGCGGCGCGUUGAGUACAGGAUAAGGCACGGCCCCGACAGAGGUCACGAGAAGGCGCUCUCUUCCCGCCCGAAGGACGUGUCGCCGGAGGAAGUGGGGCGGGCGGGUCUCGCCGCCGUCGAGGCGCUCCGGCGGCUCCAGGAGGAGGAGGGGGAGCGGCUGUCCGCCUUCCGCAGGCGCUACCCCGUCGGCGACGGCGCCGUCGGGCUCUUGGCGAGGCAGCCGGCCGAGGUGCA
Molecule: messenger RNA, 1217 nt
Organism: Prorocentrum cordatum
Lineage: Eukaryota; Dinophyceae; Prorocentrales; Prorocentraceae
Source: the annotation of a GenBank genome assembly